Messenger RNA from Cannabis sativa, 654 nucleotides. RefSeq lists its product as uncharacterized. The transcript has a single exon. The record is from RefSeq and is a predicted model, not a curated record. The coding region runs from base 138 to 518 and encodes 126 amino acids. NCBI's taxonomy places the organism in Eukaryota, Viridiplantae, Streptophyta, Magnoliopsida, Rosales, Cannabaceae.
AAAAGAGACUAAAACGACAAGAAUUUUCCACGAACGCGGUUUCGAGACUUUUGAAGAGUCUUCACUUCUCUUCUUCUUCUUAUUCAAAACCAAAGAAACCAUUUUUUUAUUUUCUCAGUAACCAAACACACCAAUCAAUGGCUUCAAUCUACAAUUGCCACGAAUGCGGAACCGAUCUCAACCUAAGGACCGUCCAUAUGUACCCACCGGAAGUCUACUUCGAGGCCGGUAACAAGGGUACACUCUCGUUCUCGACGGUGGACGCUACCAAGUUCAAAUUCGUAAAAGAGGACAAGAUUCGACCUUUUUUCGAAACCCUAGAUUAUUGGGGGAUUCAGAGAAAGAGGACGAAGAUCAAAUGUUCCAAUUGUGGGAAGCUUGUGGGUUACAUCUACGAUGAUGGCGUUCCUUUGAGUGAUCAUCCUGGUCAAUUUCACUUUGGUCCUAGUCAGGUCAUUCCUAGGGCUCCUCGUUACAGGUUCAAAACCAAAGCCCUUCGAAUUACCUCUGAAAAUUAGGGCUUUUCUUUUUUUCCUCUAAUUUCAUUCUUGAAUUUUAUGUAUGUGUGUAUAUAUAUACAUAUAUCUGUGAAAAGUAACAUAAAGUUCAAAGCUUUGUUUUUGUGAUUAAAUAAAGGUUUUGUUUUUGUGUUAA